AUGGGUGACAACUGUUCAAUCCCUGCCAACGCGUGUAACGAUCACAUCCGAAAUCCUUUACUUCCCAAUGGUGGUCUUCCAGUUGCGGGCAAUCAAGCCUGUAACAUCAAUAACGAUGGCAAUCGUUGCGUACCUUCAGUUAAUUCUGAUAUCGGUCCAUAUUUUACGUGCUUCUGCAGCGAAGACCGCUGGGUUGGUGAUCUCUCGUUGAGCUACGACAACUGUCAAAAGAAAGUAACAAAUUGUGACAAGAUGAUCUGCAUCCACGGUCAGUGUGUCGACAGCUUGGAUGGUAAAGAGGCCAUUUGUGUUUGCAAUGAGGGCUAUGAGGAUUCACCGAAUUGUGCAACAUUCACGGGUAUCUGGAGCACAUGGAGUCCCUGGGGUCAUUGCUUGCCUGCAUGCGGAACAGAACGAUGGGCUCUUCGAUCUCGAAAAUGUCUGUCUAGGGAGGGUGAACAUUCUGGAUGUCAUGGCCCCUCCAUCGAGUUCAGUGCAUGUGAUCCGCAUGCCUGUGCUGUUGAAGAGGAAAUCAUGGUCUCCCAGUACUUCGGAGCUCGAGAAGUAACCCUUCAAGCUGUUUUCGUUCUCGCCGCGGUCAGUGCUGUGGGACUGGCUCUCUUCUGGCGAUACAGGAUCUACCCAAGCCUCGCUAUUCGAAUUCGACAGAAUAUACAGAAGGCACAAGAGAAAAACGAUUAA
Rodentolepis nana is the source of this 702-nucleotide messenger RNA. The record is from the annotation of a GenBank genome assembly. NCBI's taxonomy places the organism in Eukaryota, Metazoa, Platyhelminthes, Cestoda, Cyclophyllidea, Hymenolepididae.